GAAAUGUACAAUUUUUGAAAUUCUCCAUUUUUUUUUAAAUUCAUUUGAAAAUAGUAAACCAAGCUAUCAGUAUUAAGUAGUAGAAUAUAUAGAGAAAGAAAUUCAUAAAAAUCAAUGAAAAAAGAAGAACAUUGAAGCAAAGAGAAGAAAAGAAACGGAUUGUUAAAGAAGAUUAACAAUUAUUAGGAAUCGUUAACUGACUUGACUUGAAUAAUCUGCUAUAUAUGUACUAGCGGCAUUAACUAACCGAGGAUCAAUUAACUAAGAGGUCCUCGAAACCAAAAGAAAUAUACAACGAAUUGAAAACGCUUUAGGUUCUAUUCCUCGAUAUCAAGUAUAUUAGAAAUAUGACUUCCAUCGAUUUGCCACAGACACCAGAUGAUCCAUCAGAGGCUCUACCAAAAUCAUCAAUGGCCAUUGCUGAAGCUGGAGUCGAGGCGGAUUCGCCUCCUGCCGAACCCAUUUAUGGUAAUAUCAUUCCCAAUCGUAUCUUUGUCGGGGGAAUAAGCCGUGACACAAGCGAAUAUGAUCUGAUGGUCGUUUUUAGCGCAUAUGGCAAGGUUCGCAAUACCAAGAUAAUUGUUAAUCACGAUGGUUUCAACAAGGGCUACGGUUUCGUCACGUUUGAGACCGAGGAGGAAGUCCAACGCCUUCAAUCUGUGUGCAAAUACAUCAUUCUGCAUAAUCGACGAUUAAAUAUUGCGCCCGCUUUUAAGAAGCAACCAGUACGACGAAUGCUACAACAAAUCGUGGACCCCAAUGGUACCAUCUACUCGUAUUUCACAACAAACCACAGCACAAGCACCCAACCAUCAUCACCGAUCGGUAAUUCGGUAAACUUACCGAUUGAUCAAUAUACUACCUCCAGCUAUCCAGCUGAAUUCACAGCUGCCGCAGUUCCAACAAUCUAUCAACAAGCGCCACCUGGUGCUCAAUUUCAGCCAAUCUAUCAAUAUUACAGUGUUCCAGUAAGUGUGCCCAAUGUUUGGCACCAGAAUUAUUAUCCGGAUCCCCAACAGACCUCCUGGGAAUUUGAUAAUGUUAACAACAACAACAAUUGGGGUUCAUCCUAAUUGAAGGACACAAGAGCUCUAUUCAAAAAAUACAUGAACUGAAUAACCACAUCAAAUUGAAGACUUUACAAGAAUUAACAAGAUUAAUCUUAAAUUCUAGAAGACACCUGAAGCUGCGCAACUGUGUCAAAUAUAGGUGCAUGAUUAAGUGUGUAUUUAUAUACUUAUGAAUGUCGGAAAACAUGAAAAAGGAAAUUCUAAAUGAACCCAAGAACAGCGAGAACAAGCUAACCCUACAACAAACUGCAUAAUACAUAUGAAUAUAUGACUCGCUCCCUACAAUCUAUAUAUGCAUAAAUUUAUAGAAGGACUCAAUGUGACUAAGAUGAACCAAGAAUAUCGAGACUUUUAUAACAACGAUUACCUAAACAAAAUCCCAGACACCCCAGCCCCAAUAUAUUGAAGAACAACCAGAUACCAGAGAUAAUAUCUCUAACCUCACGUCAACUCAUGACAAUAUUCGUUUUCAAAAAAUCUUUUUGUUUCAGCUUUGGUGGUCCGCUUUGAUUUACAUUCAUAUAUAUCCAUAUAUAGAUGAAUACAUAUGGUAUAUAUGCUUACAAAGUACAAGUGGAUAAGAAUUUUUCACCCAAAAUUAACGUAAUACUUUAGUGUCAGUUUUUUCUUCUUUGGUUUUGGCAACAAACUAAAAAUUUUAGCAAAAGAAUUUUUUGAAAUUGUGCGUGAGUACAGCGAAUAUUUUCCAAAUUUUCUAGCUUCAAACGAAUAUUAAGAAGCUAGAUUGUACAAAUACACAUAGAAUAAUAAAUAUUUUAUGACAUGU
Molecule: messenger RNA, 1857 nt
Organism: Drosophila innubila
Lineage: Eukaryota; Metazoa; Arthropoda; Insecta; Diptera; Drosophilidae
Product: protein boule-like
Exons: 2
Coding region: 348-1073 (241 amino acids)
Molecular function (GO): RNA binding
Source: RefSeq, a predicted model, not a curated record